AUGAACUUGAACUUUACAUUUCAUCCGAUCCAUACUGAAAAAUCAGAAGACGAGAAUGUUAAUGAACAGGGUCUAGGUUUGCAAAGUGACGCUAUAGAAGCGUUUGGUAUACAUGAAAAUUCUAGCUCUCACGGUAGUCAGAAACGGAACGUGAGAAAUUUUGAUACGGAAGAUAGUGUAAAUAGCACCCUCGUAAGUCCUCUGGAGGGCUUAGAUAUGAACCAGAACUUUCCCAUAAGGAAGGCGUCCCUUCGCGGUAUGAGUGUGCCUUUGCAGCAGCAGCAGCCGCAGCAGCAGCCGCAGCAAACGCAUCCCAGUAUUGCACUUGGACAGCAUUUAUUAUUGGAGAACCAGGAUCACAAAGCGUUAGAGGAAAAUAUUCAUGGCGGAGUUGGCCGUAGUUCGCCGGAUCAAGUACCAGAUGCGGUUGCCACGGGAAACCAGGUUAACGGCAAUGCACCUUUUGCUAACGAAUACCCGGUUGCUAUUCGCCGCACUCUGGCCACCGAGUGGAAAAGUCCAUCAGAGUACGCUUUACACAUACUCUUUACGAAAUUUAUACGUCAUGCAGAAACGAAGUUAAACCUAUGUCUCCAACAUCCACUGGAAUAUGAGCCUGUCAUUGUGGAUAUACUGGGGGAAGGGGUAGAUCCGGAGUUUGAUAAGAUUAUUAGCUCACUGGGAUACAUAUCUAGAAAGAACCCUAAACCGGUUAUUAGUGCGGUUAUGUUCUGGAGGAAGACGAAAUCUGAGCUUGUAGCAGCAGCCGCGGAGAAUGUGGAUAGGCUAGUACGAGAGUAUGAACAGAUUCAGUUAGAGAGGUCUACCCCCCCUGUAGGCCAAAAGAACUCGACGUUUACUGCUCUUUCACAAGGUGGUCAAGCGGGUUAUAAGCGUUCUCAUAAAAGGAGCAGCUCAUCAAAGUCAUCCAAAUCAUCGAAAUCCUCAAAUAGCAUGCAGGUAGAUGCUAGGUUAAGGGCCCUUGAGCAGCAGAUUGAAGCAGCGAGGGAAGCAGCAUGUCAGGCAGACAGAAAAUCCUUGAUCAGCAUUUACAUCUUGUGCACGGUGUUAAUCGAAAUAGUUAAACAUGCUCCAGAUGAUGCUGACAAUGAUUUGAGCAAUAAACUGGAAGAAAUAGUUUUCACGCAACUGAAGACGACUGAUCCAAUGUCGAUUUCAUCAAGCAUCAUUAAGUCUUCUAACUGGAACUCCUUUGCAGAGUUGCUAGGAUGUAUGUCAGAAAAGGCUUUUAUUUCCGUAAGCGAUAGAUUCAUUGCGGACCUAGAGCGUAUACCGCCACAUGUUGCUCCUGAAAUGGAACCGUCAAUACAUUUACUCAUUCUCGGGAUGCGAUAUUUAAAGUUGCGUAACUACCCGCUGGAUGCAUUUGAGGAGAGCGCAGACUUUGUAAAGUCUAUUGCUAAGUUCUUCUCCAUCGCUCAAAACUACUCUGUAACACUGGCUUAUGCUGAAGUCCUUACUCAAUUGCUGCUUCCGCUUGCAGGUGUCGUUUCCGCAGAAGUGAACCAUCCAACAUGGGUGGAAGCUAUGUCCAGUAUUCUUGCAACCUGUAAGCAGUUGAAUUACAAUCCUAAACUAUGGGCAAGUUCUUUCAUGCUCACAGUUGCGGCGCUAUGUGUUUCACCACACGAACUUUUUGUAAAAAACUGGAUGACUCUUGUAGAGCGAAACAUCUCGAAGGUAAAAUCGAAGAACUUGAGCGAUCUCAUUAUAUUUGCUACCGGGUUAUCAAGGUUAGUUUGGGUUUACCUAUUCAGAUGCACGGAAACCCUAAACAAUACUGAAAAGACUUUGAAGCAACUAUUUGUAUCUUUUUUGAGUACAAAAAAGAAGGACAAUUGGAUUACAGCGGAUAUGGAUUUAAUCAACCCUUUAUGCGAUGUUAUGGUGACAAUCGGAUAUUUAUAUCCAACACUUAUAUUAGAGACGUUUCUCAUUCCAUUGGUUAAGAUGUCAUUCAAUGGUCAUAAUUUGGACAAUUUAAACUACGAAAAGCUGUUGAUUGCCAUCAAUGCCUACAGGGGGCUGUUGUUAACUAACGAGAGGCCCGAAUUCCCUGAAAAUGAGAGCAGGUUCUAUGAACUCUCGUUGAAUAAGAUAUCGUUCCCAUCAAACCCAGAUGUAAUAGCUGAUCACGAGGAACUCUGGAAGUACUUUUAUAGUUUGUUCUUAUUAUUAGAUUCAGCUAUAGGUUCAGAGGUAUGGUCUCAUGAAAAUGAACAUCAGCGGCAACCUUCAACGCCGUUCUCAAGCAUAUCCUCAUUUUCCUUUAGCUUUAAUAAUGAGAACAGCAAUAAUGGUAACAAAAACAUGAAUACAGCCAUAUUUGCAACACUGAUAGAGACAAUUCCGUGUUGUUUGGCGGUUUCAUCCACUAUUCCGUUUAAGUCAACGAUUGAAAUAUUAACCAGGAAUGCAGUGCAUGGGGAUCUUUUAAUAGCAACAAGUGCAAGCAAUGCCUUGAAUGCUCUGGCGGCAAAGAGAAGUCCAUAUACAUUGAUUACAUGGUAUGCAAAGUACGCUUUUGAUUUUGAUAAAAAGACACAGUCAAGGUAUUCUUUAGCGUACUUGUCUUCUACAGAAUACAAAAAUUUAGUUGUGUUGUAUGUCGAGUUAUUGCAAUCUUGGCUAGAUGGGUUCAAAGCGGAAAAUAAUGAGGAAACACAAAAGGAAACUGGUCUUGACGGUAUUCAGCUGCCAUUCAAAGAUAAUGAUGCAUGCGAGAAACUGGAAUCUGAGAAACUGGUAUGGAAGAAUAUGGUGACUGUUAUUGAAGAUGUAGAAGGUAAUGGUCUAUUUUUCCUAUGCUCGCAUGACCCUGCUGUACGUCGUCUGGGUCUACAGAUUUUGCGAAUCAUUUCUAAAUUUGAUGAAGUAAUGCUAGAUCAAAGUAUGAAAUGCAGUUCUAAAAAAUCUUGCUCUAGAUCUAGGUUUGCGGCAGAGAGAGGAACACGUUUAAUUGACUUGCUACAGACAUUAAACGUCUCUAAGCUUUUAGAAUCCGAAAAAGGAUCACUGAGUGCGGCAGAGAAAAACAGACUCUCAAAACUGACUUCAAAAUUAAAAAACGGCACCUUAAUUAAGAUAUGUGCCUCAGAAUACGGCGUGGACGCCGCUUUAUGGCAAAGAGUAUUUCCCAAGCUCCUGAGUAUAGUUUUUGUUUCUUGCCCUAUUACAAUGGCGCUUUGUAGGUCUAUUGUUUGCAUUAGACUGGUUCAAAUUCAUGAAAUUAUUUUGGCCAUUGCGAACAACUCACCAUCGAAGCCGAAUGAUAUUGUACCUGAAACAGCUAUAGGACAAUGGAAGCUAUUUCUGAUAGUUGCUUGUACUUCGUUAACUUCGACAGCUGACCAGAAGUUGCAUAUACCAACUUGCGACCGAUCACACGGUAGAAAUAAAAGCCAACAAAUAUUCACCGUGCAGCACCAGAAAAUCAAAUCAGCUACCUCAAUUUUCAAAAUGGUUUUGCCUCUGUUGAAUUGUGACCAACCCUUGGUUAGAAAUGCCAUAAUUUCUGGACUAAGUUCUAUGAAUGUGAAUAUAUACAAGGCCUACAUCGAAAGCAUAGAAAAAUAUCUUCUAUCAUGGAAGAUUGAUGACAAUAAAAAUUGUAUGAGGAUAGAAAUGAUUCAUAUACUUGUUAUAUUAUCUCCAUUUUUGAAACAUGAGCUCAUCGCAGAUGAUGUAUGGAUCCUUAGAAUGCUGUCGAUGUUUUUGAAGGAUACGAAGCAGUUUUUAGAACAGGACCAAGUACAACUUUCUUUCACAUAUCAGUCAUUGCGUCGCUAUUUUGCAGGAUUACUAUCCAGUUUCUUCAUGGCGAUAAAAGAUCACCCAUUAAGGAAUACGUUAUUCCCAUUUGAGGCCAGAGCUUCAUGUUUUAAUUACUUACGUGAAUGGUGUGGCCAUGGUCAGUAUGCUGAUAUUUCAAAGGAGAGAUACACUGCAAUGUUUCAACAAGAGGGUAAAAAUAAAAGUAUUUUUGCUGCUGCAAUUGAAUUCCAGCGCUCGAAACUGGAGAUUGUCAGUUUAGAGAGUAUGAUAGUACUUUGCUCGGACACCAUUAGUGAGACUAUAAAUUUGGGGCCCAAGCCAAUUCAGGUUUCAUUUGAUGUCACUGGUCUAUUAUAUUGGAUUGAGUCACUAUUGACAGCGGAUACCGAGAAGGUUAGAAAUCUCGGUGUUAGAGCAUUAAAAUCUCUUUUAGAGCACAACAUGGACAACAAACAGUUGUUUGCUGAUGUUCUUACCGGCUAUGCAAUGCCCACCGAUGAAUCCGAGGUUAAGAAGUACUAUUACAACACUUUAUGUGAAUGUCUAUUGCGCAUGGAAUCUUUGAAUCAACCUGAAGAUGAACUUAUAGCGCUUGGUCUGUUUGGUAUAGUAAGUGGCAGAAAAGAGAUGAGAUCUAAGGCUAUCGAUGUCUUAUCAUUAGUAGAAACAGCAAUCCACAAUUCUUCUUAUGCGAAGGUGUUUAAGGAGCGUUUAGCAAAUGAUUCCAAAACGGUUUAUAAAUCCACAGCGAAGGAGAUUUCGAACGUAUUUGCAGAGCUACCUUCGCCUGAAAUGAGAUUACAGCUGUUCUCUAAGAUUGCGCAGCGGUUCUCUAUGCUAUCUUCAGAGUUAAAACAAGACAUAUUGAUUAUGUUGGUGCCAUGGGUACACAGAUUUACCUUAAAAUCCUUAGAUGAUCCAGAUACCUUCAUGGUGUUAAAUAAUCUGGUUGCAAUAACAAUCAUAGCGAAUGCGCGUUAUCCUAUGGAGAUUGAGCAGUUAUGGAUUUCAUUAGGCAAAGGUAAUGCCUUUCAGAACAUUCAUGCCGCGUUGGACUUUAUAAUGGCUACGUCAAUGGAUUAUUGUAAUGCAGAAUAUGUGCGUUAUGCUGAAGACAUAGUGUUGUAUUUGGCUAGCGUUCCUGGUGGUAUUGGGGUUGUAGAUAAUUUGAUGAAGAAUUUAGAGCCAAAGCACAUGAUUCCAUAUUCGAAACUUUCGUCAAAAUUGCCCAUUGGUGAUGAGAAAUAUAGCUUUGUUGCAGAUGUCCCAAAAAUGCUGAACUUAGUUGGAAAAGAAGUGGUAUUUUCAAAAGCACAACUCUCCAUGAUUUUCUUGGUGAACUUAUUAACGAUACCAAACGAAUCAAUUCUAUUGAAACUUCCUCUAUUGCUUCACAUAUCUUUGACCCUUUUGGACCACUACGUUCCCAUCAUACAAGAAAGUGCUGCAAAGCUUUUAUGCGACCUCAUUUACGGAUUUUCACCAACCCAUGUGAAAUCUUCAGAAACUGUUGAGCUAAUCAAAAAUCGUAAUGAAUUAUGGCAUUACGAUAAUUUUACCAAAGACACCAGUAAUGCGCGCUCACCGAAGAAAAUGCACUUUAUGAUCCGGAAUUUGUUGGACGUUUUUAGUCAUGUAGAGUCUUUGGAGGAAAACUGGCAACGUACAGCUUUGAAAUGGGCUACUUCCUGUGCUGUGAGGCACAUUGCUUGUCGUUCCUUUCAAAUUUUCCGGUCACUAUUAAUUACAUUAGAUCAGGAGAUGCUGCGUGAUAUGUUACACAGGUUGUCGAAUACAUUAGCAGAUGAAAAUCCCGACAUCCAAGGAUUCGCAAUGCAAAUUCUCAUGACGUUAAAUGGAACUAAUGUGGAAUUAGAGGCUUCAAAAUUAAUUGAUUUCCCUCAAUUGUUUUGGUGUGUGGUUGCAUGUUUGAGUAGUAUUCAUGAACAGGAAUACAUUGAGAGCUUGUCCAGUUUAUCUGUUUUUGUAUCAAAAAUUGACCUUGAUUCCCCCGAUACUGUACAAUGUUUGACGGCAAUCUUUCCAUCUAACUGGGAAGGCAAAUUUGAAGGCUUGCAACAGAUCGUUUUGACUGGGUUGCGUUCUGCAAACUCUUGGGAUAUAUCAUUAAAAUUUUUGGAUAGGUUAAACUUGUUAAAGGAUAGCCAGGUCAUUGCAAAUACUGAAUCGCGCUUAUUAUUUGCUUUGCUUGCAAACUUACCAAGAUUUUUGGAGUCCAUGAAUUGUAAGCAAUCAAAUAUUGAUAUUGGAGUAGCAUGCGAAUCUUUGAUAUCUCUAGCCAACGUUCACAACCAACCUUCUUUGUCUCGAUUAAUCGAUUCACUGCAGAAGAGCAAAUUCCGUUCCAAGAAAGAUUUUAUGAGUCAAAUUGUCAGUUUUAUUUCCAGGAACUAUUUCCCGAAGUAUUCUGCUCAAUCUCUGAUAUUUCUAUUAGGUUUGCUAUUCAACCGUAUUGGCUGGAUAAAGGUGCAAACUAUGGAAAUUCUGAAGUACAUUUUCCCAUUAGUUGAUAUGACCAGACCGGAAUUUAUAGGUGUCGGUGCAGAUUUAGUAUCUCCUCUUUUGAAGCUAUUACUUACGGAGUACGAGUCACAAGCCCUAGAAGUUUUGAACGUGGUUCACAAUGUUUCUGGUAGUAAGUUUGACAAAGAAGUUCUACGAAUAUGUAUGGGCAAUAGGGACGCAAAAAGUUCAUAUGCAAAAAACUCAACGCUUUUUGGUAUACCUGAUGAAAAUGGUUGGUCAAUUCCUAUGCCAAAAAUGGCAGCAGCAACAACAAGACAUAACGUUCAUGUAGUAUUCACCACAUGCGCAGUACCUGUUUAUGAUGGAAAGGUGGAUGCUGAAACAGAUAACUUAGACGACAUUGUUGAAUUCCACGCGGAUGGUGGAUAUGUUCCUUCGGGGGACGCAAUGGAUAAUAACUCGGUGAUUGAGGAAAAGGAUGGAACUCUAAGUCAUAUGUGGGCAGAGCUGGAUAACUUGGACAGUUUCUUUACCAAAGAAGCCCAUAUGGCUACGGAGUCAGAUUUAGAGUCUUUUGAAUCCAAGACUGUCAAGCAUACACCAUCAAAUUCGAUGGACACCGUAACUUUGGACAAUAUGAGCGGGUUUGAAUCCACUCACCACUUAUAUGAUAAAAAGGUAUCAAAAAUUUUAAACCACAGUUUGACCAGAAUCCCGUCGAAUAUAUCUUUCAAGGCUAACUUCGCGGAUUCUUUUGAGAAUAACUUAAAUGACGGAUUAUCAAACGCUGCUGGUAGCACAAGGUCAGGCUAUAGGAACACAACAUAUAGCACUCGUCAUGAUAUUAACCCACAGACUAUAAAAUUGCAACCAAAUACGCGUUCUCCUACACACAUGUUGGGUCAUAUGUCUCCAAUCAGAACAAGAGUUCCUGAUUCGCCGCAGGAGAGCCUCUUUCGGUUUGAGGGAUUAUUGAGAAACCCACACAAGAAUAAGAAGAAAUGGUUACAGCAACAGCAGCAGCAACAGCAGCAGCUCCUUGCCCAAACCAUUCAAGAGCAGGUCCCUUACUAG
Molecule: messenger RNA, 7356 nt
Organism: Eremothecium sinecaudum
Lineage: Eukaryota; Fungi; Ascomycota; Saccharomycetes; Saccharomycetales; Saccharomycetaceae
Gene: TAO3
Product: Tao3p
Exons: 1
Coding region: 1-7356 (2451 amino acids)
Biological process (GO): cell morphogenesis
Cellular component (GO): cell cortex; site of polarized growth
Source: RefSeq, a predicted model, not a curated record